CUUCUCCUCAUCACCACCGUACCCAUCUUCUAAAUUUCUCAUCACUGUACUUUUCCCCAUGGCAACUUUCGCUAAACUAAAGCUUUUGUUUCUCUUCUUCUUCAUCCUCACUUUGUUCCUCGUAUCUCAAUGCGAUGAUCAAAAUCCUCAGGUCGACCCUCAGGAGAAAUUGAGAGAAUGCCAACAACGUUGUGAGAGACAACAAAAAGGACAACAGAAGCUGCUGUGCAAACAUCGUUGUGAACAGGAGUACAAGAGAGAACGAGAACAUCAACAUGGAGACCUGAAGACUGAAGAAGAUAAUCAAGGCAAAGGCAAACGUGAUCCUGAGCAGAGAUUCAGAGAGUGCCAACAAAGGUGCCAAAGACAAGAAGAGGGACAACAACAGAGACAGUGCCAACAACGUUGUCAGCAGGAGUACCGAAGAGAGAUCGAACAAGAACACCAAGGCACUGGAGGAGAAGAAACUAACCCACAAAAAAGAGAAGAGAAUAACCCCUACUUAUUUGAAUCUCACAGGUGGAUGACUGGAUACAGAAGCAGUCAUGGUCAUCUCCGCGUCCUCGAGAAAUUCACUCAAAGAUCCGAACUGUUCCGAGGAAUAGAAAAAUUCCGUGUUGCGGUCGCUGAAUUUGAGCCCCAGUCUUUCAUGAUGCCUCAUCACACUGACGGCGAAGCCAUAUAUAUUGUGGUUAGAGGGCAAGGAACGAUAGGUAUAGCAAAUCAAGAUGAGAAGAACUCCUUCAACAUGGAGAAGGGGGAUGCAAUCAGGGUGCCAUCUGGUUCAACAACCUACUUCAUUAACAGAGAUAACAAAGAAAAGCUCUUUGUUUACGUGCUGUCAAAGUCCGCCGGUUUACCUGGAGAAGUGCGGCAAUACUUUGGUGCUGGAGGUGUAAAUCCAGAAUCCUUCUACAGAGCAAUCAGCAGCGGUAUCCUGGAGAAGUCUUUCAAUACUCCAAGGGACAGGUUAGAGAGGCUAUUUGGACAACAAAAGCAAGGGAUCAUAGUAGCCAGUGAAGAGCAAAUUAGAGCUAUAAGCCAACACGCUUCGAGCUCCACUAAGCAAACUAAAGGUGAAACUGAAGGUCCUUUCAAUGUGCUGAAGGAACGCCCAUUGUUCGGUAACAGACUUGGACAGUUCAUUGUAGCACCUCCUGAGAAAUUCCAACAGUUGAGAGAUUUGGAUGUUGCUAUUGGUUUCAUGAACAUCAGCCAAGGUGCAAUGGUAAUACCAAGCAUCAAUACAAGGAUCACUGGGUUGAUACUCAUUGUAGAAGGAAGUGGUUACUUUGAACUGCAAUGUCCUCAUCUUGGUAGUCAAAAACAAGGCCAAGGGUCUAGCGGAGAAAAAAGAUGGCAAGAAGAACAAGAAGGAAAUGUCCAUUACCAGAAAGUUGGGUUUCCUGUAAAUGUUGGUGACCUUGUGGUAGUCCCUGUAGGCCAUCCUAUGACCUUUGUAGCCAACAAAGGCUCAAAUCUCAGGAUGGUAGGUUUUGGAAUCAAUGGUCAGAACAGCAAAGUUAAUUUCCUAGUAGGUAAGCAAAGCAUAUGGAGUGACAUAGAGACAGAAGCAAAGGAACUAGCAUUCAACAUGCCAACAAAAGAGGUAGAAGAAAUUUUCCAGAAGCAAGAGGAGUCUUACUUUGUGCCAGGGCCAGAGCAGAGGGAGAGGGGUGAAGAAGGAAGAUGGGUACAAGAACAUCAUUUGUCUUCAAUUUUGGACUUUGUUUUCUAAAUAAUAAUAAGUUAUCGAAGAUAUGCAUGAGGCAUGCAUGCACUAGGAAGGAUGUAUAUGCUGUACCAAGUGUGUGAGAGCUUUGUGAGUAAAUAAGAGAAGGCUCCUAGCUAGCUAGAGAGUGUAUCUACUGAUAAUAUAACUCCCUACUACUAAAAUAAAUGUGGCUUAAGAAUUGAGGGCUUUUGGCCUCUCUAGUAAUAUCUAUCGUGUGUAAUGUAACUUUUUGCAUCAUAAAUAAAACUCCUUGCUCUGAUAA
This is a messenger RNA of Capsicum annuum, 1997 nucleotides long. RefSeq names its product vicilin Jug r 2.0101. NCBI's taxonomy places the organism in Eukaryota, Viridiplantae, Streptophyta, Magnoliopsida, Solanales, Solanaceae. The record is from RefSeq and is a predicted model, not a curated record.